CUCGCUGCCGCUGGGGCCGCCGCGGCUCCUCUGCCGGGUCGCGCCGGACGACGGGGCUUCGGGCGGCGGCCUGGGCGGCCUGAGGACCGACGGCUGGGCCGAGACGCAGGCCCCCCACGCCUGCCGUCUCCCCGGUGCUGCCAGCGCCGGGCCUGCGCCAUGGCCGCCUCGCCAGGCUCCGGCAGCGCCAACCCGCGGAAGUUCAGUGAGAAGAUCGCGCUACACACGCAGCGGCAGGCCGAGGAGACGCGGGCCUUCGAGCAGCUCAUGACCGACCUCACCCUGUCGCGGGUUCAAUUCCAGAAGCUUCAGCAACUGCGCCUUACCCAGUACCACGGAGGAUCCCUCCCCAAUGUGAGUCAGCUGCGGAGCAACGCACCCGAGUUCCAGCCAUCGCUCCACCAGGCGGACAGCAUCCGGGGAACCCGCCACCACGGCCUGGUGGAGAGGCCGUCAAGGAGCCGUUUCCACCCGCUGCACCGGAGGCCCGGGGACAAGCCCGGCCGGCAGUUUGAUGGCAGCACUUCAGGAGCCAAUUACUCUUCGCAGCCCCUGGACGAGAGCUGGCCAAGGCAGCAGCCUCCUUGGAAAGAAGAAAAGCAUCCAGGCUUCAGGCUGACAGCUGCGCUGAACAGGACCAAUUCUGACUCUGCUCUUCACACAAGUGCUCUGAGCACCAAGCCCCAGGACCCCUACGGAGGAGGGGCCCAGUCAGCCUGGCCUGCCCCGUGCAUGGGUUUCUGUGAUGGCGAGCAUGAUGGGCAUGGGGAAGUUGCGUCUUUUCCCAGCCCAUUGAAAGAAGAGAAUCUGUUAAAUGUUCCAAAGCCACUGCCUAAACAGGUGUGGGAGACCAAGGAGAUUCAGUCGCUGUCAGGGCGGCCUCGGUCCUGCGACGUGGGAGGCGGCAAUGCUUUUCCACAUAACGGUCAGAACAUGGGGCUCUCGCCCUUCCUGGGGACUCUGAACACAGGCGGCUCCCUCCCGGAUCUCACCAACUUGCACUACACGGCGCCCCUGCCAGCCUCCCUGGAUGCCAGCGACCAUCUGUUGGGCAGCACCAGCAUGGGCAACAGUGUGGGCAAUCUGCCCGCUGCAAUGACCCACCUGGGGAUACGAAGCUCAUCUGGGCUCCAGAGUUCCCGGAGUAACCCCUCCAUCCAGACAACGCUCAACAAGAUGGCACUGGCCUCGCCCCUCAACAGCCAUCCGCAGCCCUCAGCCACCAACACUUCCACCCUCCACCCUUCACUCCGGCUUUUCUCCCUCAGCAACCCAUCUUUGCCCACUACAAACCUGAGUGGCCCCUCCCGGCGCCGGCAGCCACCUGUCAGCCCCCUCACACUCUCUCCAGGCCCAGAAGCACAUCCCAGCUUCGGCAGACAGCUCUCUUCCAGCAGCCCACUGAACCCCUACCCUGCCUCUCAGAUGUUGUCUCCCGAUCGAGGCCCACUUGCCUUCCUGCCCACAGAAGCGCCAGCCCAAGUGUCCCCGCCACCCCCUUACCCCACAGCCCAUGAGCUGCCCCAACCUGUCCUGCAGCAACCCCCUACCCAGGAGCCCCCUGUUCAGCAGCCCCAGGCAGCAUCGUCAGACUUCCAGCUUCUCCAACCCCAGGGCUCAUCUUUAACCAGCUUCUUCCCUGACGUGGGCUUCGACCAACACUCCCUUAGGCCAGCCACAGCCUUCGCUCAGCAGGUGCCCCUGGUGCAACAAGGUCCCCGAGGAGAACCGCAGGACACGUUCCAGCUGAGGUCAGCCUUGUACUCCAGCUGCGGGAGCUUCCCGCCCACCCUGCUGACGGAAGACUCGGGCUCCAGCCUGUUCAAAGAGCUUGGCAGCACCCUGACCGGGAUGCCCGAGGUCAACCUGAAUGUGGACGCACCCUUUCCCUUGGAGGAGGAGCUGCAGAUUGAGCCCCUGAGCCUGGACGGACUCAGCAUGCUGAGUGACUCCAGCAUGGGCCUGCUGGACCCCGCCGUGGAGGAAACCUUUCGGACUGACCGCCUGUGAGCCACCCACCUACCCGUCUGCCUGCCUGCCUGCCAGGGCUGGGAGCCUGCCAGCAACGGGACUGCGGCCCCUCGGCCUGUAGCUCCCUGCUUCCAGAUGGGCUGCAUCCCAGGCCCUGUCGUAGGCUGCAGCGGCGCACACUGUGCCUUCAUCUCUGUGACCUCCCGUCUCUUCUCGCCGUCCAGUACAGAGCCCAGGAGUCUGGGUCAUGCUCAGAGCCUGCCAUCUCUAUCAGCAUGGAGGAAGGGCCCAGGGUAGGGGGCAGGCGGGGGCUGCUGCCCAUGGCACAGGCUCAGUGGGAAGCCCCAGGCUCUAGCCUGAGCCCGUGCCUCCCAAUUGAAUGAUCGACCUUCACAGUUGGAGGCUUUGCAGGGCUCAACUGGUAAUGGGGCUCCGUGCUUGCUGGGGAAAGCUCAGCCCUGGCACAGGGACUCAGUUCCCAGCCCCUGGCUCCCAGCCCCUUUUCUGCUGCUUAGCCCACCUCUCCCUGGUCCCAGGGGGGAAAAAACAGUUCUUCUCAGUCAGCAAGAAAGGCCCUGGGUGCCCCAUGCUCACUCCCAGCAGCCCACAGCCUCCCUUGUGCCAACUGUACAUUCACAGCUCCCCCACCCCCAGCGUGUCCUACAGGCCCACAGCCCCACUUGGGGACCCCAGCUGCCUACCAGGCCGGCGCUUGGCGACAGACUCACUGGGAGCUGGCCUGUCCCAUGCUGGGUCUUCUCAGAGCCUCAGCUGCCUCUUACUGCCCUUCUAACACCAGGGGAUUGCGUCUGUGCCCCAGCCCUGUCGCCCCUCCCCAGGCCUACCUGCAACCCUUCCCACUCAGGUUUCUCUGGAGACUAGCUUUGCACAAACACAAAGGCCUGAUUGCUGGGACCCCCAUGAACCCUAAGAUUGGCCCUCGAACAGGAAGCGUGAAGGGGACAAAGCCUGCCAGGCCCAUGAGGCCAGGGUCUGGGCAAAGAUCAGGUAGCUGGGGAUGGAGAGAACCCUUCAGAAGGCAAGGAAGGUGCUGAAAGCUUCGCGGGAACAGCCACUGGCCUGCCAGGGGCUCCGAGGUGGUCACCAAGGGUUGCCCAGCUGCUGCCCUCAGAACUGCACCCUGAUUUCCGGUGAGGCUGACAGGCACCUCCGCCCUCUCCCAAACUCCAAUACCAGGGUUUCUCCAACUCUCCGCAGCCAGCCCAGCACCCUCACAGCCAGACUUUGGAGAAGACCCCCACCUGCGUUAGGCCCCCUGCCUCCCAAUCCUUGUGGAGGUCCCAAAAGGCUGACUAGGUGACAAGGAUUGUGAGGGAGUCAGCCCCUUCUCUCUGUCUCCCCCUACCCCGGUCAGAGGUCCCCAGUCCCUGCUUGGCUUCUCAGGAUCCAGCGGCAGUGUUCUUGUCCUGCCGUGGCAGCCUUUGCCUAGUGCCUUACCUGUGGGGACCCCUGCACCUGCCCACACAACAAGGGGCUCCACUGCCAGCAUAUACUGAUUCUGCCCAGGUCUGCUCCGUCCUGGGCACCUGCAGCCCUCCUGCCCAUGCCAGCUGACUUGUCACUGUACUCAUAUACCCGGCAGCUACACAGCGUGGGGCCACAGCCCAGGACCAGGGUGCUGGGCCUCCCAUCUGUGGGCACCCCCACCAGACCCCCGCCAGUGCCCUAACUCCCGGGCCCAUGGAGCAAUAUUUAAAGAUUGGACUUUGUAUAAAGUAGCUUCCAGGUUUUGUAACGCGUCAUUUUACAUCUUUCGUAAUUAAAGGCAGCACCA
Molecule: messenger RNA, 3766 nt
Organism: Ochotona curzoniae (black-lipped pika)
Lineage: Eukaryota; Metazoa; Chordata; Mammalia; Lagomorpha; Ochotonidae
Gene: CRTC3
Product: CREB regulated transcription coactivator 3
Exons: 15
Coding region: 160-2010 (616 amino acids)
Biological process (GO): positive regulation of transcription by RNA polymerase II; protein homotetramerization
Cellular component (GO): nucleus; cytoplasm
Molecular function (GO): cAMP response element binding protein binding
Source: RefSeq, a predicted model, not a curated record